UCAUUAGUUAAAACAAUGUUUCGGUUUUUUAUUUAUCUAAUUAGUAUUGUUCGUUUAUUGUUCUAUGAUUGAAAUUUUAAGUGUUUUUUUAGUAUAAAUUGCUUCCUCCUGAAAUGAUGACAACUGUUUGUUUUGGUUCUACCAAUUUUGGGUGAAUUUAUUUAAUUUUCUAACUAUCAAUUCAUAUUAUUUCUGAACUUUUGUAUUAUUAUAUAACGAAUCUAUACUCUAUAGUUUAGUUUUCAACUUCAAAUUUUGAGAUCUUUGUAGUCACACCCUCUGUACCACCAAUACUUCUCUUAGUGUCUGUGUUAGUAUAUGUGUUUCAUGGGUCACACAUGUAUUGAUGCUGUUCAGAAUCUAGCUCUGGAUCUUGAUUAGAACCAAGAAGAAUAUAGAUAUUUCAAAUGCAAUGAAGGCCAGGUGUAUCUCAUUCUUACAUUGAUCUUCUGAUGGCUCUUACAGCAAACAAAGUUUCAAAUGGUCCUAUCUUGACUAAUAGAUCAACAAUUUCUAGAUCACAUGGAGAACAUUAUUUUUCCUCGUCAACGAGGAUCAACAGAAUACAGCUUUUGAGAGUUAAAUUGGAACAUGGACAUGUUAACAAUGGAUUUGUCUUCAAUGAGAGAUCAUCCUUAUUCAAUGAAUCAUUUUGGUUUGUUAAUGGAAAACCAGUUAGUUUAAUCUCAAAGACAUCUUUGGUUUCAUGUAAAUCAACCGGAGCAAAUAACACCGAAGAGAAAGAACGUGUUACAGCUUAUGAUGAUGUUUCUGAUUUAACUAGACGACACGCCGAAGAUCAGAAAAAUGAUCAGGCUCGUUCAGUUCGUGGCUUGGCUGAAGCUUAUAGAUUUGUCUGUAACGAUGCAAAGUUUCUCUCGCGUGGCAUAAUGAGGAUGGAUGCUCGUGCACGCCGAGAUGUAGCUUUUCUAGGGACAGAAUUUCUCAAACUUGAUGCUCGAGCAAGAAAGGAUACUGAGAAAAUCGACCGUGGUGUCAAGGAAAAAGCUAAGCGCCUUAAUCGUAUUGCCACUAUCUUGAAGGAUAUAGCUCAGUCCAGAUUGAAAAGUGCUGCGGAUGAGCACUGGAGUGAUGGGGCCUUAGAGGCUGAUUUACGCCUGGCUGACUUCCGUGCCAAGCAACGCGCCAUGGAAGAUGCCCUUAUGGCCUUGGAGCUCAUAAAAAACAUCCACAACCUGAUGGUGAGCAAGAUGUAUCACUUUCCUAUUUCUAGAGAUAAGGGUUCUCUUUCAGAAAAUAAUGCCAGAAGACGAAUCAUGCUUGAAAAGAAUGGAAAAACCACAAAUUCCUUUCCCGGGGAUGUGACGACAGAACGGAUUAAUGCUCUUCAGGAAGCUUACUGGAGUAUGGCAUCAGCACUUUCUGAAGCAGAUGGAAUUGAUUACACUGAUCCUGAAGAGCUUGAGUUGUUGAUCACAACUCUUAUAGACCUUGAUGCAAUGGAUGGUAAACAAAGUGUAUCUUUGUUGGCAGAAUGUUCUAGUUCCCCUGAUGUCAGUACUAGACGAGCUUUAGCGAAGGCACUUGCAGCAGCACCAUCAAUGUGGACUCUUGGAAAUGCAGGGAUGGGGGCAUUACAGAGGCUUGCGGAGGAUAGUAACCCGGCCAUUGCAGCUGCAGCAUCCAAAGCUAUUUAUGAACUGAAAAAGCAAUGGGAAAUAGAGGAAGGUGAUAACUGGAGGUUUAUGAUGGAUGAAAGCACCAAGGAAGAAAAUGAAAGCUGAGAAUCUGAUAAUUAAGAAGAUACCAAUUCAUAAAUCUUUAAAACUUUACACUGUACAGCAUGAGUAUGUCUCCCUAGGAUUCUAAAUAGUGUAGGAUUAACCCAUAUGAUCACUGGAAAGUUAUGUAGCACCCGACACUUCAAAUUGAAGUUGUGUCUGAUGUCCAACAUGUGUUGGUGUCCGACACGACACCGACACAUGUAGGUACAUUCAAUUACUUCCAUUUUUCCACACUAUGAUCGCUCUCGAUGUGUCAAUAUCAUUGUUGUAUCUGUAUUGGUGCUUCAUAUCUGGGAAGUGACUACUACUAGUUAAGAUGCCAAUAUGCUGGUUAUAUGCAUUAGAAAUUGCAGAACUUUCUUCAUCUAUAGAUACAUAUUUGUAACAUUAAUUGUUCUAUGUAAGAACUUUCCUACAUAAGUUUCUCAACAACUAUGCUUUUAUCUAGUACAAUACUGAAAUUUGACUUA
This is a messenger RNA of Cicer arietinum (chickpea), 2215 nucleotides long. The record is from RefSeq and is a predicted model, not a curated record. NCBI's taxonomy places the organism in Eukaryota, Viridiplantae, Streptophyta, Magnoliopsida, Fabales, Fabaceae.